AUGAAAUAUACUUAUGGGAUAAAGUUCAGGGAGUUGUGCAAACCUGAUUCUCUGGAUGCUAAAAAGGUGAAAGGGAAGAUCUUGGUUUGUCUAAGGGGAAUCACUGACAGGGUCGACAAGGGCUGGCAAGCCGCCUUAGCUGGUGCUGUGGGAAUGGUUUUAGCAAACAAUGAGGCCUCUGGGAAUGAGAUCAUAGCAGAUGCUCAUUUCUUGCCAGCUACGCAUAUCAAUUACACAGAUGGACUUGCUCUCUUAUCUCAAAUGAAUAAAACAAGGUCUCCCAUGGCUCGUAUCACCAAAACAACAACUCUUUUGGACACAAAGCCAGCGCCAGAAAUGGCGGGUUUUUCAUCGCUAGGGCCAAAUCCCGUUAUGCCGGAAAUUCUCAAGUUUUCUUGUUCUCAGCCGGAUAUCACGGCACCAGGAGUUAGCAUCAUAGCAGCUUUCUCCAAAGUAAGUGGACCGACAGGUGAAGACUAUGACACGCGACAUGUGAAGUUCAAUGCCGAAUCAGGCACCUCAAUGUCCUGCCCACACGUUGCUGGGGUCGUCGGCCUCUUGAAGAAGCUCUACCCAAAAUGGAGCCCGUCUGCCAUUAAGUCCGCUAUCAUGACCACUGCAAGGACACUCGACAACACUUGGCACCCAAUCUCCAACAACAGCCACUCGAAAGCUACACCGUUCAAUUAUGGAGGGGGACACAUUGAUCCAAAUCGGGCAAUGGACCCUGGACUAGUUUAUGAUUUACGAAUAACUGAUUACCUCAACUUGUUAUGCACAUUCGGUUUUAACCAAACGCAGAUUAAGUUGUUAUGGGAUAAAGCAUACGCUUGUCCCAAGCAGAACAUUAGUCUUGUAGACUUCAACUACCCCUCGAUCACAGUUCCCAACCUCAAGGGCUCAGUUAUUAUGACUAGGAAGGUAAAAAAUGUAGGUUCUCCGGGUACUUACAAAGCCUUUGUUCAGAGCCCACCUGGAAUAUCAGUACAAAUCGAGCCGGAUGAGUUGGAAUUUAAGUCAGUUGGGGAGGAGAAAGGAUUUAACAUCAAAAUACAGCCUAAAAAACAUGGUUGUAGGAAAGAUUAUGUAUUUGGGAAGCUGACAUGGUCUGACGGUCAGCAUAACGUGACGAGUCCGAUUGUUGUUAAACAAAUAUAGAAGAAACACAACAUUUCUGGAGAUGAAGUCUAUCUAUUAGAUUUUCCUUUUUUUUCUUUUUCUUUUUAUGUUGGAUGAAUGAAUAUGUCAUGUGCACGAGGUUGCAUCUAACAAAGCAAAAAAAAUUAUUAUCACGUUGAAUGUUUGAUUUUGUUUUACUACUCGGACGAUGUAACAAAGUCAAUAAAUAAUUUAAUAUUAUGCAUUAAUCAUUUUCAAUAUCA
Striga asiatica is the source of this 1382-nucleotide messenger RNA. The record is from the annotation of a GenBank genome assembly. NCBI's taxonomy places the organism in Eukaryota, Viridiplantae, Streptophyta, Magnoliopsida, Lamiales, Orobanchaceae.